Molecule: messenger RNA, 412 nt
Organism: Cotesia glomerata
Lineage: Eukaryota; Metazoa; Arthropoda; Insecta; Hymenoptera; Braconidae
Exons: 2
Source: RefSeq, a predicted model, not a curated record
CGUUGUCGAGAAACACAUGCAUUGCUUCUGAAAAUGAGGAAGAAAGAAUUAUAAGAGAAGAAACGAUAGAUGUCAAUGAAGAAUGCAAUGUAACUAUUGAUGAAGAUGAAAGAAAUAGAAUAUUAAGAAAAGAUUUGAUGGAAGUUGGUGAGAAAACUAAUGAAAAUAUGGAAACUGCUAAAGAAAAUAAAGUAAAUAAUACUGUAGUACCGGAAACAAACAAAAAUGCAGAGAAGUCAACGUCAAAAAUCCGAAAGAUUGCGCGAAUGAAGCUAAAACGUUUGACAAAAGGCAAGUACGCAAACCAGAAAGGAAAGAAGCCAAGCAAAAAGGCAAGGAUUGAACUGGCGAAAAAAAAAAUUAAUUGUGAAAAAAAAAAGUUGUGAUUGUUUGUUAUAAAUGAAAAGUUAUA